Molecule: messenger RNA, 5463 nt
Organism: Polypterus senegalus (gray bichir)
Lineage: Eukaryota; Metazoa; Chordata; Cladistia; Polypteriformes; Polypteridae
Product: interferon-inducible GTPase 5-like
Exons: 4
Coding region: 227-2587 (786 amino acids)
Cellular component (GO): membrane
Molecular function (GO): GTP binding; GTPase activity
Source: RefSeq, a predicted model, not a curated record
UUAUUUUCGUGUCAGUUUUGGUAUCUGUUACCUCAACUUUUCCUGAAAACUUUUGUGUAAAUUCCAAGAGGUCUUUCUGUGUGAAAGAAUGAAUGUCGGGAAGAAGCAUUGAAGUGCCUGAUGGCUGCUGGCAGAAAAGAUUCCCAGAGGUGCUUCUCAUUACACUGUGGAAGAAUGAUCCUGCGGCUAAAAGUACUUAUUAAGGUGGUCAAUAUAUCUAAACAAAAUGGGAAAAUCACAGUCUAAACCCAAUCGCUUUUUCAAUGAUGAAGAAAUUAAGAAGAUUGCCCAAGUCUAUAACAAAGAUGGGUUGGAUGCGGUAUUUCCAUUAAUUAAAGAAAAAUGUGAUAAUUUGGACAAUGAAAAAGUCUCAAUUGCAGUGACAGGAGAAGCAGGUGUGGGCAAAUCUUCCUUUGUUAAUGCCAUGAGAGGCCUGGGACCCAAUGAUGAAGGGGCAGCUAAAGUAGGUUCAACACAGAAAACCUCAAAACCGACACCUUAUCAACAUCCAACACUUCCUUCUGUCUGCCUAUGGGAUCUUCCAGGAAUUGGAACAGGAAAAUAUUCUACUCGUGAAUACCUAGAUAAAGUUAACUUUAAAAGCUAUGAUUUGUUCAUCUUAAUAACUGGUGAAAGAUUCAAGGAAAAUGAUGCAAAGUUGGCUAAAGAGAUAAAGAAAAUGGGGAAAGAGUUCUAUUUUGUUUGUAGCAAGAUUGAUACAGUUGAGAAAAACCUUUCCAAAAGAGGGCAACAUGACAGACUUGAAGAAGAAUUAGAUAAAAUAAAAAGUUACUAUAAAAACAGCCUAGAGGAAAGUGGAUUACCUACUUCACAGGUUUUCCUUGUUUCCAGUAGAUAUCCGCAUCGUUAUGACUUCAUGAAGUUUUGUGGUUGUUUGGCGUCUGAGCUGCCAGAGAAGAAGAAUAAUGUUUUUGUGCUUUCACUUCCCAAUCUUAAUGAAGCUGUAAUUGAAAAGAAGAAAAAAAUUCUAAAAGGAAAAAUUGCUCUGGCAGCGACAGUUUCUGCUGGAUUAGGAGCAAUUCCCAUUCCUGGUGUAUCUAUUGCAUGUGAUAUCGGUAUCCUAGUAGCCACACUUCUGCAUAUGCAAAGGUACUUGGGACUCGAUGACGAGUCUCUCUGCAGACUUGCCUGUAGAGUUAACAAACCUGUUCAAGAGCUGAAAGCAGAAGUAACAAGCCCAUUUGUCCUUAAUAUCACCCCUUCAUCUGUGAUAAAAUUGCUUACAUCGACUGUUUCCGGUGCUGUAAUGAUUGCUGAUGAUGCUCUUCUGCUAAUACCUGUGAUUGGGUCCAUUAUUGGAGCUACAGUCUCCUUUAUUGCAACUUCCUUUUUGCUGAAUAGUGCACUGGAUGAUUUUGCAGAGUCAGCAUUGAAGGUGUUGAGAAAAGUGAUCGAAGCCAAUUCAGAGCAGGAAGCAACUGAAAAUAUCAACCUGGAACUUGUAGUUGCUAAGAUUCAACCAAAACUCUCCUCACCAUUUACUGACAAUGGAUUAGAAGACAUAAUUACUGAGAUACAACAUGUGCUUGACCAAAGAGAAUUUCACAUCGCUGUAACAGGAGAAUCAGGAAAAGGGAAAUCAGCCUUCAUCAAUGCUGUUUGUGGUCUGAAACCUGGGGACCCUGAAGCAGCUGAAGAGGGCUUUACUGAACAAAUCAUAAAACCGAAAAAAUAUAAACAUCCAAGUCUUCCUUCUGUCUCUCUAUGGGAUCUUCCUGGGGCUGGAACACCAAAAUUUGAAAUUGCAAAAUAUUUUAAGAAAGUCAAAUUUACAAAAUAUCACUUUACCGUUGUAAUGGUUGGAAACAGAUUUACAGAAAAUGACACAUUUAUUGUGAAAACAUUAGGGAACUUGAAACAUGAUUUCUAUGUUGUACGCAGCAAAAUGGAUAAUGAAGAAGAUGAGCAUGAACAGAAUGACCAUCAGAAUAGUGACAAGUUUGAGAAAAUUAAAGAUUAUUACAUUAGUCUUUUAAAAGAAAAUGGAGUAGACUCUCCCCAUGUCUUCCUUGUGUCAAGCCACUGCACAAAUGAUUUUGAUUUUAGGAAAUUGUGUCAAGAUUUGAAGCUUAAAGUAGCAGAAAAGAAGAAAGAUUUGUGCCCAUGUGAAAUUUCUAAAAUUGCCAAACCCCUAGUUCAGAAUAAAAAGACAAAGUUGAAGGGAACAAUCUCACAGUUAAUUUCAUAUGCAACAGAUGAAGGUAAAACUUUUAUACCUGGAACCAAUUGUGCCUAUAAUUCUGAUGCUGUUGUGGAAAUUCUUCUGUUCUAUCGCUGGUACAUGGGUCUUGAUGAUGAGUCCAUUAACCAACUUGCAGGUAAAGUGGGGAAAAGUGUGGUAGAUCUUAAGUCAGAAGUGAGUGAUCCUUUUGUGUUGUUUAUCAAUCCAACUUCUGUUCAAAAUAUUUUUACUUCCUCUACCUCCGUAAUUCUUUAUAACUUGCAGAGCCUGCUGAAACCUGUUUCAAGUGUUCCACAAUCUUCUGAGAUAAUUUCCAAGUUGCUGGAAUCAAUGAUUGAUGUAUUUGCAGAAUCUGCAAUGAGUGUGGCAAAGAAAGCCGCAUAAUACAGUGUUUCUUUAAAUAGUUGUCACCACAUUUUUUUUAAUUUUUCUUCCUCUUUAUCUCUUUCCACUUCUGUGUUAGGUAGAUGCCCAUGAACAAUGAUUUGGAUACAGCUUUGUCCUGCACCUCUUCAACAGUUGAACCCUUUUCCCUCAGAUCUUCUUUUACUUUGUCAAUCUACCUCUACUUUGGCCUCCCUCACUUUCUCUUCCCCUUAUAUUCAUUGUCUCUCUUCAUCACGUGUCCAUACCACUUCAGCCUAUUUUCCUGUACUUUCUUAAAUAUCUCUCCCUCUUUUGUUAUAUCCCUGAUUGUCUAAUUUCUUAUUCUGUCAUUUUUUGUAGCUCCACACAUUCAUCUAAAAAUUCUCAUUUCUGGCACAUCUAACUUCUUGUACUGUAGUCUCUGUACUGUCCACACUGCUCCAUACAUUAUUGCUUCUCUAACCACCUUACCUUGAUUUUCAUCUUAAUUCUUUGAUCACAGAAAACUCCUGAUGCCUUCUUCCAAUUGUUCCAUUCACACUGAGCUCUGUGGGUUAUCUCUGCAUCCAAUUCUGCAUCUUGGGCUACAACCAAUGCUAGAUAUUUAAACUUCUCCACUCUUUUCAAUAGCUCUCUCUGCAAGUAAACUUUUGAACUCUGAUCAUAAACCUCAAAUAUUUAAUCUUCUUCCUACUCAUCUUUAAUCUUCCAAAGUUUAUCUCCAUUCUUCUAACAUCCUCUCCACUUGUGCUACACAACACAAAGUCAUCAACAAAAAGCUGAAUUAGUCAUUAUCGUUUCUCUCUCAUGAAGCAGUAGAGCACCAGACUUUACAUCAAUUGUUCCACUGUCUGGCACAAAACCAAAAUGAUGCUCCCCUAUGGUGGUCCCUUACCUAAUGUUUUCCUCUAUAACCCUUUCCUAGGUUUUAACUAUGUUUCACAUCAGCUUUAUCUCUCUCAAUGGUUUCAGCAUUUCUACAAAAAUGAUUUCUAGGUUCCUUAUGUAACUUCAGUUUGAAGCUUCCAAUGUAUUCUUUAUCUACCAAUCUGGCUACAUUUUUUCACUUGUUUGUUGAUACUCAACUAAAAUGAUACAUUUUAGCCAUAGGAAACCUCAUAUUCUAAAUGUUGAGAAGGUAAAACUGCAUCUUGUAGGAUCUCUAGUAAUGCAUUAACAAAGUAACAGCCCUUAAUUAAAUAUCAUCAACCCUAUUAUCUUCUAGCAUGUCACAGAUGUCAUUUGUAAUCUUUAAAUCUUCUCUUCACUUAACAAAUUCUCCCUUAUUCUCCCUUAUCUUCUCUUUGCUCAUGAAGUAACAAAUGUACUUAAACAAAAUGAAUAUGGAGCCAUUAGUAACUGAAUUUUCUCCAUACACCUGAUUAGUUUUCAAGUCAGCUGGCUUCUGAAAAAAUAGUUAUACAUAAACAACUUUACUGUUAACACACAAAUCAGGUAAUGUACACAAUUUCAUAUUCAUUUAUGCUGGUGGCUACAUGUAAAACCUUGAGACAAAUAAAAGUUCAUGGGACUGGUUUGCUUCUCUACCCAAAGAUUUGCUGCAAUCUCUGUUUCAUUCUAUGGCUUUCACUCACUGAACUUUUCUGACAAAAUCUGUUUACGCUGUUCUGCUAAUUCUAAUUUGUAUGCUAAUGCUUAUGGCUUGUCUUUUUAUUUUUAAUUCUAUAACUGGUUUUGUUGCAUCUAAUCUUUUAGAUGUUUUGUUUUCUUUUCUUCCAGUUAAAGAAAAUAAUAAUAAUCUUCUAUCUCUUAGUCCUAAUCUUCUUAGCUCUGGGGCUAAGGAUCUGCACUGGUAUCCAGAAGGCUGCCAGUUUGAAUCCUGUUGCUACCAGAAGGGAUUCUACUCCAUUGGGCCUUUGAGCAAGGCUGUUAACCUGAAAAUUGCUCCAUGGGCACUGUGCAUUAGCUGACCCCAAAGGGUAUGUGAUAAAUGCAUUUUGUUUUAUCUGUAAAAUGACAAAAGUUGAAUCUUCUUCUAUCAUUUUAUUAGUGGUUACUAAAACAGAUGUUUCUUAAUAUUGUUUUAAUUAUUGUUGUAAUUUUGAUUUUGUCAGGGUAUUGUAAUUAUGUUUAGUUUUACAAGGUGCCUUGUUGUACUGCUUUACGUUAAUGAUACUUUAUAAAAUAAAGACUGAUUGAUUUAUUGGUCAGAAUCAACCUACUGUUUAUGCAAUAAGCUAUUGUUUAAGUGCAUGCUGUCAUUUUUAGGUGCAUAUCUAAUAACAAAUAUUUAACUAUUAUUUGCUAUUCAUACUAUAUGUACAAUUUUAUAUAAAGUUGUACAAUAUCAUGUUAAUCCUUAUGUGUUGGAAUGUUCUCUGGUUGCUAAUGUUGCUAAAGUUUUUUUCAUUUGCACUAAUUUUCUCUCAUUCUUUAAAGACAUGCUGUAAGAAGAGAUAAUAACUUUUAAAUUUUCUGUCUGCAAGUAUGUGAAUGUUGGGUUGUAUAUCUUUAUGUCUUGUCAAUAAUGGAUUUAUACCUUUUAUUUGCUACAAGUGAGAUACACUACCUUGAUUAUGACCUGGGGAAAGGGAUACAAAAAAAAAAAACAAAAAAAAAAAACAAUGGUUUUAUGUUCACAAAGUGUGAUAUUUCAUACAUUUUAUGUAUGUUUAUGUAUUCUUUUGUAUGCCUUUGUGUAGGUUACAUUGCUUUACACCAUUUGUUUUCACUACUAUUUAAAUAAAAACACCUAAAAAAAGAUGUAACAAAAGCAAUUUGAAGAAAACUAGCCUUGUUAUAGUUGUGUGAUGUUGAUAGGAAAUUGAUAAGAAAUUGUUUUAUUUCUGGUGUUUGCUAAUUCUGUAUAACUGUGUGUACACAUAAACAAUCAUGAGUCUCUCAAAUAAAUGAUUUCUUGUACCUUUAUUAUA